AUGGCGCAUGUUUUAGUUGAGCAUUCCGUUGGAUAUUUGCUUGUUCAAGAGAAUGGCUUAGAUUCUGUUGCACUGAAGGAAACACUUAAAAGUGCAAAGACACUUGGGGACUUUAAGAAGGCAUUUAAGCUCUGUGGAACACUUGUGUACUCUGACCCACAGGAUGCAUUAGAGCAGUUAGAGGCCUCUUCAGAGGGAAGAGUUACACAGAAAUUAAGAGAGUUUCUGCAGAUUAAUGAAGUAAAAGUUCUUGCUGCAGACAAAGUAUAUGCGCAUGCAAUGAAAGAGUUGGGGAUUAAGUUAGUGGAUGAAGAGAGUUCACUUGAGCUUAUCAGGGCACUCCGAAAGAAUGCAGAUGAACUGUUCUCAGUGGAGUUUAACAGAGUCCAAAAAUCGCAGGUGAGUUUAGCACAUGCUAUCUCAAGAAAGAAGAUCCAGUACGAUACAGCCAGAGAAGACCAUGCAGUUAUGCAGUGUAUUUCUAUGCUGGAUGAUAUGACAGUGGACAUAAAUGAUUAUUUUAUGCGUAUAAAGGAAAUGUACUCCUGGCACUUCCCAGAGCUUAUUGAUAUUUGCAAGGAGCAGAUUGAGUACUUAGGCGCAGUUGGAGUAGUAGGAAACAGAGAGACCGCAAAUAAAGAAGAUAUUAAUAAGCUAGAGAAUGGCCAAGCUAUAAUAGAUGCCAUGGAAAACAGCAUAGGUGGAGAAAUGACAGAAGAGGAUCUGGCCAUGAUUAUGGACAUGUCUAGUGUUGUAGUAGAGAAGAUUGAUCUGUACACACAGGCACUGCAGCACUUAGAGAAAAGACUGGCUACUGUUGCACCAAACCUUACAGCACUAGUUGGAAAAAUGGUGGCUGCCCGGCUUAUUCUUAAGGCAGGUGGGCUGAGCAAAUUAGCCCUGUGCCCAUCCUCUACGAUACAGGUACUUGGUGCAGAGAAGGCUUUAUUCAGAGCCAUGAAGAGCAAAUCAAAGACUCCUAAAUACGGACUUAUUUUUAACUCAUCCUUCAUUAACUCUACUGCACCUAAAAUGCGUGGAAGGGUUAGCAGAUACCUCAGCUCAAAGUGUGCAAUUGCUAGUCGUAUUGACUGCUACUCCGAUAAAGUUACUGAUGCGUAUGGAAUAGCCAUGAAGAAUAUGGUUGAGGAGAGAGCAAAAGGAAAGAGCACUCACCACAUGCCAACUGACACUGUCUUACAGAAAGUAUCUGAACAGCUCAGGAAAGAAGAGUGUGCUACUUCACAUAAUUAAUGAUUAGAGAAUUUGAGUGGUCCAGCAUUAUUAUAGCAAACUGUUUGUCUUUACCCAACCACAAAUAAAACCACA
This is a messenger RNA of Nematocida parisii ERTm1, 1329 nucleotides long. RefSeq lists its product as uncharacterized. The transcript has a single exon. Gene Ontology annotation, molecular function: snoRNA binding. The record is from RefSeq and is a predicted model, not a curated record. Gene Ontology annotation, cellular component: small-subunit processome; box C/D methylation guide snoRNP complex. Bases 1 to 1254 code for a protein of 417 amino acids. NCBI's taxonomy places the organism in Eukaryota, Fungi, Microsporidia.